GAAUCCUCACUGGCGUCUGCAGCACGGCGUUACCGAGGACCGGCUGCUACUGGUAGUUUCCUUGCAGAUAUACUGCUGUUCUUGAACAUCAUCCCAUUGAGAACCCCAGGGUAGUUCAGCCACCAGCAUGUCCAAGCACAAACUUAUUAUACUAAGACAUGGAGAGGGCCAAUGGAAUAAGGAGAACCGAUUCUGUAGUUGGGUGGACCAGAAACUUAACAACGACGGACUGGAGGAGGCUCGGAACUGUGGGAGGCAGCUCAAAGCUCUCAACUUCGAGUUUGAUCUUGUCUUCACAUCCAUCCUUAACAGGUCCAUUCACACAGCCUGGCUGAUCCUGGAAGAGCUGGGGCAGGAGUGGGUGCCUGUGGAGAGCUCCUGGCGUCUGAAUGAGCGUCACUAUGGAGCCUUGAUUGGCCUCAACAGGGAGAAAAUGGCUUUGAAUCAUGGUGAAGAGCAGGUAAGGCUCUGGAGGAGAAGCUACAACGUGACCCCACCUCCUAUAGAGGAGUCUCAUCCCUACUUCCACGAGAUCUACAGUGACCGGAGGUACAAAGUGUGCGAUGUGCCCUUGGAUCAACUGCCACGUUCAGAAAGCUUGAAGGAUGUUCUGGAGAGACUUCUUCCCUACUGGAAGGAAAGGAUUGCUCCGGAAAUCUUAAAGGGCAAAAGCAUUCUGAUAUCUGCUCACGGGAAUAGCAGUAGAGCUCUCCUGAAACAUCUGGAAGGUAUCUCAGACGAGGAUAUUAUCAACAUCACUCUGCCCACUGGAGUUCCGAUUCUGCUGGAGUUGGAUGAGAACCUGCGUGCCGUUGGGCCUCACCAGUUCCUGGGCAACCAGGAGGCCAUCCAGGCAGCCAUUAAGAAAGUGGAUGAUCAAGGGAAAGUGAAACAAGGCAAACAAUAAAGUGUGGCCAGGAACGAGUUUGGGGUGGCAUGCAGUGUGUUCCGAGCGGGCUUCUCCCCCUCCUCCGACGGGCCCCCUCUCCCUAAGUCUAGGCUGUGUGGUAGAGUUUGUGUAGGUAACUAGGUAAUUUAUCGUGGCCCAGACGUGACCUUCGAAUGCUGAAGAGCUUUGUCUGAAGCCUGAAUGAACUUUUCUGCUCCUCCCGUUUGAAUUAACUUUGCAAAGUAGUAGCCAGCGGGGGGAUUUGACCAGGGUGGUUUUGUGUUUUGGAGACAGGAGAGUAACAAGUGGAGAUGAAAUUGUUUAUCCUUAACAAGUCAUUGCAGAGUCACCACUGACAGGUGCUAUUCCAGUGAGCAGGUCACCGUUUUAUUCAAUAAUACUUCUCGAGAAGACUACUAGGUAGCACUUGGGCAGUUUAGAUCAGAGGCGCAUCGAAUGGCAGAGUCACAGGCGGGUCCGAGGGAAGGCAUCUGAGCGCCACAGUAGCACAAGGCCCUUUGAUGUCUAGCCCAGUGCCAUCCUGUCUGCCGUCAGUAGAAACCAACUUCAGCCAGUUAGAAGGACCAGGGUAUGCACAGUGGUAGCAGUUUAUAUCCUUCUGUUUCAUUUUUAACUUUUGAACUUUAAUCUUUGGGGACUUCACAGUUUAAAAUAAAGCUUUGUGACUGCAUACAACACGCGCAA
Messenger RNA from Mus musculus (house mouse), 1594 nucleotides. It is a transcript of the gene Bpgm, whose product is annotated as 2,3-bisphosphoglycerate mutase. NCBI's taxonomy places the organism in Eukaryota, Metazoa, Chordata, Mammalia, Rodentia, Muridae. The record is from RefSeq and is marked validated. The transcript has 3 exons. Gene Ontology annotation, biological process: glycolytic process. The coding region runs from base 128 to 907 and encodes 259 amino acids. Gene Ontology annotation, molecular function: intramolecular phosphotransferase activity; bisphosphoglycerate mutase activity; catalytic activity.